Messenger RNA from Aethina tumida (small hive beetle), 2664 nucleotides. RefSeq names its product TBC1 domain family member 20. Bases 830 to 2068 code for a protein of 412 amino acids. Gene Ontology annotation, cellular component: endoplasmic reticulum membrane. The record is from RefSeq and is a predicted model, not a curated record. NCBI's taxonomy places the organism in Eukaryota, Metazoa, Arthropoda, Insecta, Coleoptera, Nitidulidae. Gene Ontology annotation, molecular function: GTPase activator activity. Gene Ontology annotation, biological process: positive regulation of GTPase activity; endoplasmic reticulum to Golgi vesicle-mediated transport. The transcript is spliced from 8 exons.
AACAAAAUGAAAUAAUUGAAAGUACAAGCCUUAAGUAUUGUUAAAAUUUAUGAUGACAAUGAUGCAAACAAUUAAAAUAAUGUUAAAAAUCGAGUACAUUGAAAUGGUAAUUUGUUGUAAAACCGACAAUGGAAUAAGCAGUAACAGUUUUGUAUUAAAUUUCAAUGCGUUUUAAGGUUGGAGUAUUGUUUCAAUGGUAGGGGAGCUGAGGAGUGCCUCCAACCAAUGAGAUAACUCCAAAUACCAAUACUAACGAAGCUUCCGAACAUUACCGAUUCUUCAGUUUCAAAAACUACAUGAUGGUGUGUGUGUCUGGUAGAAGUUGUGAAAACGUUUUUAAUAUAUCAGCUGACAAAAUGUUUGUUGGCAAAGAAUUAAUCCGCCCAAUUCCUAAUUUGAAUACUUUAACAAAUACGAGACAAAAAACGAGGGUUUUCGUGGUGCGACAAAUUUAAUUAGCUAACGGGAUGUACAGUAAUGAAUAAGUUAUUUUGAUGACCAUAUAUUUUGUUUUCAAAAGGUAGUGAAGAUGUUAUUAUUUUGCUCCAUAUUUAAUACGCCUCACUAAACUCAAACCUCACGAGCCGCCACUGAUCUUCACCGCCUGAUGAAAAUUAAACAAAUUCACAACAUAUAAAUCUCUGCCUUGUAUGAACAAGAUAAAUAAAACUUUGUAAAUGUGUAUUUAGUCAAUUUCAUUAUAAUGAAAUAUCGGUGAUUAAAACUAAAUAUCAACUUAUGACAAACAGCUGAUUAGAUCUGUCCAAUUUGACAGUUCGGGGAGGUUAUAUGUUUUGUUAUGGAUAUUGAACCGCAAAUUAAGUAAAAAAUGGACAACCACACAUCAGAAAUCAGCAGUUUGGAUGAAAGCACAUCACCACUAAACAACGAAUCGCCGUACAAGAAUGUGGACGACACGGACGUCGACACCAGAUCCGAAUUGAAAUUCGAUCAAGACGUGCAAACGCCCGAAGAAACGGAUAAGAAAAAGAGAAUUGAAUCGGCUUUGAGUUCGGGGGCUUCCACAUUGAAAACCUGGAAGGACUUUGCACUUGUUCGACAUGGUUUAGUUUCAGACGAUUUGCGGCGUAAAGUGUGGCCUCUGUUGCUGGAAGUGGAUCCAGAAUCUAAUGAGAACACCCCAUCACUUCAGGAUUUGUCCAAUCAUCCUGAGUAUGACCAAGUUGUAGUUGAUGUAAACAGAUCUCUUAGGAGGUUUCCUCCUGGCAUUCCAUAUGAGCAAAGAGUUGCAUUACAGGAUCAGUUAACAGUGUUAAUUUUAAGAGUUAUAAUUAAGUAUCCACAUUUAAGAUACUAUCAGGGUUAUCAUGAUGUUGCAGUUACAUUUUUGUUAGUGGUAGGUGAAGCUGUUGCAUUUAGGAUAAUGGAAAAACUUAGCACUCAUCACUUAAGGGAGUGUAUGGAACCCACAAUGGAAAAGACAGAUUAUAGGUUGAACUACAUCUACUCCCUUCUAAAGGAAGCUGACAAAGACCUUCACGAUUUUAUGGAUAGGGCUGAAGUGGGCACAAUGUUUGCUUUACCUUGGUAUCUUACAUGGUUUGGCCAUUCCCUCAACCAAUACAGAGACGUCGUCCGACUGUACGACUACUUCCUAGCCUCGCCCCCCUUAAUGCCCUUAUAUGUAGCCACAGCAUUGGUAAUACACCGGAGGCAGGAAGUAUUCGACGCGGGCUGCGACAUGGCCAGCGUACACGUCGUCCUCUCCCAAAUACCAGACAACUUGGACUUCGAAGAGAUAUUGGUGCAAGCGUCCAAGUAUUACAAAAACUACCCUCCAGACACGUUGGAGGGAUACGUGAAAAAGAGAAUACACGAACAAACGCUAAGGCGAAGAAGAGACCAGGAAGAGAUGCGCAGGCGGCAGAACAGAAACAAGAGUCUGUGGGUCAGACUGAACAAACAGAUCGGCCCUUGGCUUUUGGUCACGAGGGGCAAAUACGGGCUGUUAUUCGCGGCCGCCACUGUUAUUAUCGGAUUCUAUGCUUAUUACUUGAAAUACACAGAAUCCAGCCGACUGCCCAUAAUCAGUUAUUUUAAAACAUGACAAUUACUGAUACCUGGGUCUAUAAAUGAGAUGAUGCAUAGUCGAUUUUAUUCGAUAUUCUAAUUUAUUUUUCAUUUUGUGUUUGUCUUGAUAAUAUGUGUAAAUAAGAGAAACAUGUAGCUACUAUAUUGUUAUUCCAAUAGAUGAGGCCAAAUAUUUAUCGGAAUUUACACAUAUUAUAUUCUUGUGAUUUAUUAUUUAUGCUAUGAAAUAUUUUAAUUGCCAAAAUUAGCUUUAAGUACGAUUCGUAAUUUUUAAACUGAUAUUUCUAUGAAUGUGAGGUACUCAAAACGGUAUUAAAUUGGGGUGUAUUUUAUUUAAACUGUUUAGAGUUGACUUUUGUAUUAACUUAAAACCAAAAGAUUUCUUGUGUGAUAUUUAUUUAUUAAAAUUGCAUUUAUAUAUUUGUUGUUUAGUAGGUAUAGGUUUUUUUAUAUUGCUUUAUUGCAUGAUCUAUCUACCAUUAAGUAAUAUUUGAAAAUUAGAUUGUCACGUUAAUUUUUGUAACACUGUAUAAACGCAAAAUGUACAUAAGCACCAGUGCAGACCUGUAUUUAUUGUAAAAUUGUUUAUAGAAAAUAAAUAUCUUAUCUAAA